CCUCUCUCCCCCCUUUAUAUCGUUUCUUGGUUUACUACACAUAUGGUUUUACAAGUAACAACUGCAAAUAACGUCAAAGUAUAUACCGUAUCAGGUGGUCUUGGUUCGAGAUCUAUUCCUGAUUGGCUUGUGCGUCAAAAAAAGAAAGCCUUGAAAAAGGACUUUGACUUUCGUACUCGUGUCGAACUCAUUCAGGACUUUGAAUUUCCCGAAGCUUCUAACCGUAUCAAAACAACUCGAGAUGGAAAAUACGUUGUUGCAACCGGUACCUAUAAACCACAAAUGCGUGUCUUUGAAUUUGCAGAUAUGUCCAUGAAGUUUGAACGCCAUACAGAUGCUGAAACAAUCAAUUUUGAGAUUUUAUCGGAUGAUUGGACAAAACAAGCACUUUUGCAGAAUGACCGUUCAGUUGAACUUCACGCUCAGGGCGGUAUUCAUUAUAGAACACGUAUUCCCAAAUUCGGCCGUGAUCUCGCCUAUCACUUCCCUUCUUGCGACUUAUUACUCAGUGCAUCCGGCUCCGAGAUUUAUCGUCUUAAUCUGGAUCAAGGUCGAUUCUUAAACUCAAUUCAAACAGAUGCAGAAGAAGGUGUUAAUUGUGUUGAAAUCAACCCAGCACAUCAAUUGUUUGGUAUGGGUACAGCAAGAGGCACGGUUGAAUUAUGGGAUCCUCGUUCAAAGUCACGCGUGGGUCUUUUAUCAAACCUAGAAGUACCUGCUGCUUAUGGUAGAGACGAUAACACAGUUUUGGAAGUAUCUGCACUCAAAUUCCGCCAUGAUGGGCUAACAAUGGGUGUCGGUACAACAACGGGUCAUACACUAUUAUAUGAUUUACGUUCAAAUGUACCUACAUUGGUCAAGGAUCACCAAUAUGGUUUCCCUAUUAAAACAAUUCAUUUCCAUCGUGGUACUGUUGCUGGUGCUAGUGACUCAGAAACAGGCGGUGAUAAAGUCAUUGUGGCUGAUUGUAAGAUCGUCAAAAUUUGGAAUCGUUCUACAGGCAAACAUUUCACUUCUAUUGAACCCGAGACUGAUAUCAAUGAUGUCAGUCUGGUAGAAGACAGUGGUUUGAUCUUUACAGCCAAUGAAGGCAUUCAGAUGGGAUCCUAUUUUAUUCCCCAAUUGGGCCCUGCUCCUCGAUGGGCUUCUUUCCUCGAAAACUUGACAGAAGAAAUGGAAGAAAAUCCCAACCGCGAUGUAUACGACGAAUACAAGUUCAUUACUCGCAAAGAACUUACUGCAUUGGGCUUGGAACAUCUUUUGGGUACCAAUGUUAUCAAGGCUUAUAUGCAUGGUUUCUUUGUCGAUUUACGUUUGUAUGAAAAGGCUCGAUUGAUUGCCAAUCCUUUCGCUUAUGACGAUUAUCGUGAGCGUGCUGUUAAAGAAAAGAUUGAAAAGGAACGUGGUUCACGUAUUCGUGCUGUCAAGCAAUUGCCUAGUGUUAAUAAAGCACUUGCUAAACAACUUAUGGCUGAGCAAGAAGGUGGCAAGAAGGCCAAGACUGAUAAAACAGAACUCUUGGGCGAUAGUCGUUUCGCUGACUUGUUUGCUGACCCUGACUUCCAAGUGGAUGAAGGUUCUAAGGAAUACCAAUUAUUGCAUCCUCAAGUUAAACAAAGUAGACAUCAACGUUCAGACGAUGAAGACGAAGAGGAGGAGGAGGAGGAGGAGGAGGAGCAAAUGGAACAAGAUGAGGAUGAAGAUAUGGAUUCAGACAAGAGUGAAGCCAUGUCUGGUUCAGAUAGUGAAGAUGAUAUUGUUUCCAAGAUUCGUAAAGAAAGAGGUCUAGAAGUGCGUGAUAAAAAGAAAGCUGCUACUUCUCUUCGUACAGGCAAUAAGCGAAAACCUGAAAUGCGUAUGGGCACACUUGGCGGUAAAAUGACAAGCAAGAAUGAAAGCAAGAAAUCAUUUGGAUCAAGAUUAAAAUCAGAUAGUCGCAAGAGCGAAGGCCACAAGAUGUCUCGUACAGCUAUGGGUGGCAUGGAAAUGUCAUUUACUCCUCAAUCUAUCAAAAAGAAAAAUGAUAAGAACAAGAAUAGACGUCGUGCAUAAAUAACUAAAAUUCAUAGAGCCUCUCAUUUAAUCACAUUUUAUAUCAUUCCCUCCAAAAUAAA
Gilbertella persicaria is the source of this 2114-nucleotide messenger RNA. RefSeq names its product WD40-repeat-containing domain protein. Gene Ontology annotation, biological process: maturation of SSU-rRNA from tricistronic rRNA transcript (SSU-rRNA, 5.8S rRNA, LSU-rRNA). The transcript is spliced from 4 exons. NCBI's taxonomy places the organism in Eukaryota, Fungi, Mucoromycota, Mucoromycetes, Mucorales, Choanephoraceae. The coding region runs from base 43 to 2052 and encodes 669 amino acids. Gene Ontology annotation, cellular component: 90S preribosome; small-subunit processome; nucleolus. The record is from RefSeq and is a predicted model, not a curated record. Gene Ontology annotation, molecular function: protein binding.